CGCACAUUUAAUUUCUCUCUGUCGUACUCCACAUACCCGCUAAGUCCACUUCUGAAAGGCACAGACCUCAGAAGAGCAGAAUAAGAAGCGAGGGGAGACAGAAAAGACUGCCGCUUGUGCAUGAAGACGCGACUAUCGGAGAUCCGGUGAAGGCUUAGCAUGGCACAGUAUGACAGAAUCUGAACUGAAACGGGGAACGGGUUUAGGAUGUCAAUAGGUAUAACGAAUGAGAAACGGUUGAGUUUGCUUAAGUAAAGGAUUGGGACGGACAUUCCUGGUGUGUGUGUGUGUGUGUGUGUGUGUGUGUGUGUUAGGGAAUGUGGUGGUGGAUGUCCUUUGGUGUGACGCGUUGCUGGAUGGGAUGAAAUCGCGUGACGGGGUGCCUAAUAUAGGCGCUUAACGUGAGACCACCGAUCUGAGCUCCCCAGGGCUGCGUUAAACCAGAUCUACAACCUUUCGCACCUGUGUUGAGGGGGAACUACAGAAAGUUUCAGGAUGGCUCUCGUCAUGGAACCUGUUAGCAAAUGGAGUCCCAGUCAAGUUGUGGACUGGAUGAAAGGUCUGGAUGACUGUCUGCAGCAGUAUAUAAAGAACUUUGAGCGAGAGAAGGUCGGAGGUGACCAGUUACUGAGGAUUACCCAUCAGGAGCUGGAGGAUCUGGGAGUGUCCCGCAUCGGACACCAGGAGCUGAUCCUGGAAGCUGUAGACCUGCUUUGCGCUCUGAAUUAUGGACUGGAGACUGAAAACCUGAAAACUCUCUCUCACAAGCUCAAUGCAUCUGCCAAGAACCUCCAGAACUUCAUCACAUGCCGCCGCCGCAGUGGUCAUUACGACGGCCGGACAACCCGCAAGCUGCCCAAUGAUUUCCUUACCUCUGUGGUGGACCUCAUCGCUGCUGCUAAAAGCCUCCUGGCCUGGCUCGAUAGGUGUUACUUUUUUUGCAGGUCACCAUUUGCUGCUGUGACGGACUAUUCCGAGACCCGGAACAACGUGAUCCAGCUGUGCUUGGAACUCACUACCAUAGUACAGCAGGACUGCACUGUCUAUGAAACAGAAAAUAAGAUCCUCCAUGUGUGUAAGACUUUGUCUGGAGUGUGUGACCACAUCAUCUCACUGUCGUCAGACCCCCUGGUCUCCCAGUCUGCACAUCUGGAGGUGGUUCAGCUGCCUAACAUUAAACCUACGGAGGGUCUGGGAAUGUACAUUAAAUCUACAUAUGAUGGACUUCAUGUAAUCACAGGAACCACAGAGGGGUCACCUGCAGACCGCUGUAAAAAGAUCCACGCAGGGGAUGAGGUCAUCCAGGUGAACCAUCAGACUGUGGUGGGCUGGCAGUUGAAAAACUUGGUAAGCUCUCUGCGUGGGGACCCAGCCGGUGUGACAUUGACCCUGAAAAAGCGUCCCCAAAGCACGCUCACCUCCGCCCCAGCCCUACUAAAGAACAUGAGAUGGAAGCCCCUAGCCCUGCAGCAGCCUGUUGUUCCCAGAAGUCCCACCAGCAGCUCGGCUACACCUACUAGUACAAUCAGCACACCUUCAAAGCAUGAAAUCUCCGCCCUCCAAGACCUAUACAUCCCACCCCCUCCAUCGGAGCCAUACACGCCCAGAGAUGAAAAGGGGAGUAUCCUGGGUGAGGGUGGGGUGCCAGUGGCAAAAGGGUCAGAAUCACCAAACUCAUACCUGGAUCAAGAGUACCGACGCCGGUUUCCUCUAAUGGAAGAGGAGUCCAUCCUGUACUGCUACGAAUAUGACCACAAUCAUGUCCCUACAUCAUCCCGUCGAGACAGCACACCCACUUACGGUCGUCUAAGGCCCAUCUCUAUGCCUGUAGAGUAUAACUGGGUUCCUGACUAUGAAGAUCCAGGUAGACUGAAGCGAGAAGGACGGAGAGAAAACUCUCUGUUGCGGUACAUAAGUGAGGAGAAGGCUGCAGAUAUGGCAGCUCGGAGCAUGAAGAGAGACACUGGGAAACGAGGCAAGAAAAAGAGUGAAAAGAGUGGAAGCCCCACCCACUACGCUCUCCUCCCCACCCUCCAAAUGGAGGUACUCCGUCAAGAAUCCAUGAACACACCAAAUCCAGACUCCAGCUCUCUUUACCAUACAUUUCAGGGAUCCUCUCUGCUGUCCAAGACCAAAAAAAAGAAUAAAGCAGCCCAACUCUCCUCCAUCAGUAAGAGAAGGAUCUCCUGUAAGGACUUGGGCCGUGGAGAAUGUGAGGGCUGGCUGUGGAAGAAGAAGGACGCAAAGAGCUAUUUCUCCCAGAAAUGGAAGAAGUACUGGUUUGUUCUAAAGGAUGCCUGCUUAUACUGGUACAUGAACGAGGAGGAUGAAAAGGCUGAAGGAUUUGUUAGCCUUCCAGAGUUCAAGAUUGACAGAGCUAGUGAAUGUCGCAAAAAGUAUGCAUUUAAAGCAUGCCAUCCCAAAAUCAAGAGCUUCUACUUCGCUGCGGACAGUGUGGACGAUAUGAACAGAUGGUUAAGUCGCCUCAACAUGGCGGCCGCCGGCUACACAGAAAGAGAGAGGAUCCGUCAGGAACAGGCAGAUUACUGGAGUGAGAGUGAUCAUGAAGACAAUGAGACGCCCUCUACACCCAAGCAGGACAGCCCCCCACCCCCUUAUGACACAUAUCCACGGCCACCAUUAAACCAAGUAAGUUGUGCCAGUCCUUACCUGGAACCGAAGCACAGCCGUCUCUCCUCCACUGAAACCUCACAGUCUCGGUCCUCUCACGAGGAGUACCGCUCCGAACCACAAGGGGGCAGCAGCAGUGGAGGGGGUUCUCCUGCUCGGAAGUCCGCAAGCCAGCGGCGCUCAUGGCAGGACCUGAUUGAGACUCCCCUGACCAGUUCAGGCCUCCACUACCUACAAACCCUGCCCCUAGAGGACGCCGUGUUUUGCGAGCCGGGGGUAGGUCUGUCUCCGGAAUACCUUCGCCAGUCAACUCUGCCUGCUCAGCGUACACUGAUGCAGGACCAUUAUGGUCCCUUCCCCAUGGUUGAAGGGGAGAGGUACAGAGACUCUGCUACCGUGGUCGGGAAACCCCGCAGCUUCACGCUGCCACGGGACAGCGGCCUGCAUGUCCUCCUCACGCCCUCAGCUAGCAUGGCAGAACAGCGGGACCCCAGUCGCAGGGAACUCAGCCGUAGUCACUGCAUUAACAAUGGCGGGGAGCAGGAGUGCCACGGACAGGCAGAUUCUCUUGGUGAUUUGUACCGGGCGCUGGAGCGUGCCAGCCUGUCACCCAUUGGUGAGCACCGCCUUUCCACCCGUCUGGAGUACAAACACCUUUUCAUCCGGCGUUGCAACGAUCCGCAGCUAAAUGACAAACUGCAUCAUCUCCGCAUCCUGCAGAGCACGCUCAAGGACAGGGAGGGCGAGGUAGCACUGAUUGACAAGCUGCUGGCCAAUCCUAAGCUCACAUCCUCAGAGUUCCAGGAAUGGAAGAAAGUUUACAUGGAGCUGUUUUCAGGGGAGCCCCAGCGGGACCAUCAGCCCAGCCCCGUCUCUGAGCCCAGUCCUGCUGCCACACCAGAACCGGCCCCUCGCACACCCUCCCUCUCACACACACACUCCUACAUCGAGACUCAUGUCUGACAUACACAAAUGC
Messenger RNA from Xyrauchen texanus (razorback sucker), 3607 nucleotides. It is a transcript of the gene cnksr2a, whose product is annotated as connector enhancer of kinase suppressor of Ras 2a. Gene Ontology annotation, biological process: regulation of signal transduction. Gene Ontology annotation, molecular function: protein binding. Gene Ontology annotation, cellular component: cytoplasm; membrane. The record is from RefSeq and is a predicted model, not a curated record. NCBI's taxonomy places the organism in Eukaryota, Metazoa, Chordata, Actinopteri, Cypriniformes, Catostomidae. The coding region runs from base 496 to 3594 and encodes 1032 amino acids. The transcript has 21 exons.